AUGCCGAAUUCGCUAUUACUGAGACCGUACUGGGAGAACAAAGGUCAUCUUGCUGUCGUGGACGGACUACUACUGCAUGACGAGAGAAUAGUCAUCCCACGAGAGAUGAGAUUGGAGAUCCUCAACUCUAUCCAUCAAGGACACCUGGGGAUUACCAAGUGUCAAGCCCGAGCACGGAUGUCUUUAUGGUGGCCAGGUAUCACCUCGGCUAUUACAGAUCUGGUAACCAAGUGUUUCACAUGCGCCAAGCAUCGACCAGAGCCGAAAGAGCCUCUGAUGCCCUCUUCUUUCCCGACCCGUCCCUGGGAAAGAGUGGCAGUAGAUCUCUUUGACCUGAAAGGAAAGUCCCACAUGGUCAUAGUGGACUACUACUCAAGGUGGGUAGAAGUCAGGAAACUCACAAGUGAGUCCUCGGAAACCGCAAUCAGUGUCCUAAAAGAGAUAUUCUCAACUCAUGGCAUUCCCGAUCUUGCCGUAUCCGACAAUGGUCCCCAGUUUGCAAGUAAUUUAUAUGAACAGUUCGCAAAGGACUAUGGGUUUACUCAUGUAACAAGCUCCCCACUCUACCCAAGAGCCAAUGGUGAAGUAGAACGCGCGGUUCGAACGGUCAAGGAAAUCCUGCCCCAUACUUAG
Messenger RNA from Nematostella vectensis (starlet sea anemone), 633 nucleotides. RefSeq lists its product as uncharacterized. Bases 1 to 633 code for a protein of 210 amino acids. The record is from RefSeq and is a predicted model, not a curated record. The transcript has a single exon. Gene Ontology annotation, molecular function: nucleic acid binding. Gene Ontology annotation, biological process: DNA integration. NCBI's taxonomy places the organism in Eukaryota, Metazoa, Cnidaria, Anthozoa, Actiniaria, Edwardsiidae.